CCUCCCCUGUUUGCUUCUCUUGUCUCUCCCCCAUCCAAGCCCUGCUCAGCUGAGCUUUGAGAGUUGCUUGCUGCAGCAGCCCCCAAAGGCUAGAUUUUUCUGCCAGUCAAAUUCCACCAGAACCUGGGCAUCACCCUGAAUUCCCCCUUCCUUGGCCACCACUGGCUUGGAGGUGACAAGUCCUGAGGAAGGGGACCAAGGAGCUCUUGGGGAAGAAACUACAGGGGAGGGAAGAGCAGAAAGUUAGUGGUGGUGCUUUGGAAAGAUGGGGAUGCACCUGGAAUUGCUGAAGAUGUCCUGGGGAGCCUCUGUCCUCCUCUUCUGGCUCCUGCAGGAGGUGGCUUUGGGAUCUGAGAAGGAAAGACACAACCCAGGUUGGAGUCAAGAGCAUGUAUCCAUGCUGGGAUUAGGACCUCGGUCCUGGGAGCGAAAGGUGCGAGAAACCUCACCAGAUAACAAACGAACAAAGAUCAGCCAGGAUCUCGGUGGAAGAAGCUUAACUAUCGACACUUUGACAGACAACAAAACACAGAUUGUGGAAGACAACCAUAACUACUAUAUAUCCCGAAUUUAUGGUCCUGGUGAGAUGCGAGCCAAAGAACUCUGGGUUGAAAUAGCAGAAGCCAAUAGGAGCCAAGUGAAGGUCCAUGGAAUCCUGUCCAAUACACACAGACAGGCCUCGAGAGUGAUCCUCUCUUUUGACUUCCCCUUCUAUGGGCAUCACUUGCGACAGGUCACCAUAGCAACAGGAGGUUUCAUCUUCAUGGGGGAGAUCAUCCAUCGGAUGCUGACAGCCACGGAAUAUGUUGCCCCUCUUAUGGCUAACUUCAAUCCCAGCUACUCCCGCAAUUCCACUAUCAAAUAUUUUGACAACGGAAAAGUCUUUGUGGUUCAAUGGGACCAAGUGUACUUGGAAGGAAAAGAAGACAAAGGCUGUUUCAUCUUCCAGGCAGCUUUGCACAAUGAUGGCAGAAUUGUCUUUGGCUACAAGGAGAUCCCCAUACCAGUCUUGGAGAUUAGUUCUACACAACACCCUGUGAAAGCAGGCCUCUCCGAUGCUUUCAUGAUGCUUAACUCUGCUCCUGGUGUUCCUGAAUCCCACCGUCGGACCAUCUAUGAAUACCACCGAGUAGAACUGGAUACCAGCAAGAUCACAAGCGCAACAGCCGUGGAGUUUGUGCCCUUGCCCACUUGUCUCCAGCAUCAGAGUUGUGAAGUCUGCACAACGUCACAUUUAACCUUCAACUGCAGUUGGUGUCAUGUCCUGCAGAGAUGUUCCAGUGGAUUUGACCGACAUCGUAAAGAGUGGUUGGAAUAUGGCUGUGGCCUAGAGUCAGAACAGAAGACCUGUGCAGACUUUGAAGAAGAUGAGCAUUACUACUCCACACCUCCCAACACCAGUCCAUUCACACCAUUUGAAGAUUUCACGAUGUCUUCUUCCCACUUUGUUGACAGCCUAACUACAGAAGAUGAUACAAAGAUGAACCAGAUUCGGGAAGAUUUGCAAGGUGAACUCCCUGCGAAGAAAGUGGGAUUGCAGCUCCAUACAGGAACAAUUGUUGGUAUCGUCCUGGCUGUUCUGCUCAUUGCAGUGAUUAUCCUUGCUGUCAUUUACAUCAGCAGUAAUCCUACCUCCAGUGCUGCUUUGUUCUUCCUUGAGCGAAGACGACACCAGUGGCCUGCUAUGAAGUUUAGGAACCACUCGACCUACACUGAAGUGGAGGCAGCCAGCCAUGAGAAGGAAGGAUUUGUCGAAGCAGAUCAAUGUUGAGAAAUACAUCUGUUUUUUCGCUCUUGCGCCUUUAGAACAUCCAGCGUCUCCCGUCCAGCGUCUACUCUUUAUUUCACGAUGAAUUAUCUGAAGGAUUGGACAAGAGGGAAAGCAAAUACAGUGAGGAAAUCCCAAAAGUGAAUUAGGAACACAAGGAGCUGCCCUAUACUGUGCCAGAUCAUUGGUUCUUCGUUCUUUCCUGUCAUUUUUGACACUGACUGGCAGGAGCUCUCCAGAGUUUUAGGCAAGACUAAACUGGGACUUUCAGCAUGUAAGGCAUGUGCUGUGACCACUGAACUACAGCCCUUCGAUGGAUUUGUGAGAACCUAAAAGCAUGAAAAAGGCAUGUGAGUUUGGCAUAUGGCCGCCCGCUAGCAGGAAAAGCCAGUGAAGACAAGACUUUAUUGCAGAGUUAGUAGCAACACACUUCCUAUCUGGUGUCAUCCACAGCUGGUUGCAGUGCCAGUGAAAAGCUGCCUCUACCCUUCUUGCUUUUUACCAGCAUUGUAAUCAUGGUGGUAGUACUGUUUGCCACGGUGUGCUAUCAGAAGUACCACACGUAAUUUAGAGCAGCGGUGGGGAGAAAAAAGCAAGUGAAGCUGCCCUAAAGAAAGGUUAGGAGAGAGGAGAAACCAGACUUCCAGCUGAGAAUUGGAAUUUACCUUCUACAUAUCCCUUGGGAGAUAACAUUUUGGUUUUAUGGAUUAUCUUCUCGCAGAAUGGCUGGACAGACUUGCGCUCUUGCAGUAUCUCAGUGUCAAGCAAUGCUUAUCGAAUGCACCACCUGAUAUUUGUGGAUUGGGGAAAGCUUAAGCUGAGUCUGAAAUGCCACCUUCAUAUUUAUCUGUAAUGUCAGUAUAAAUUCAAGGCUGGAGAAGGAAAGCAUUCAUUAAAGAGGCCUUGCCACUGACAGUAAUCGCCCCAGUCGACAGCAGAGCCAGCCGGGGGAUAAAAUAUGUACCAAACCUGGCAUCAGACCUCCAAAAAAGGCACCACCACCACAGCAACUCAUCUUAUUUCUGCUGUGAAUUACUCUCUUCACCUCCCGACUGGCUCUAGGCUUCAGCUUUCCUUUGCCUUUACAGAAAUAGUCUUUUAAGAGAGAAUAGCAGUCAUUGAAACAAUUUUUAAGAGACAAUAUCAAUCACUGGUUUCAGUGGCAGAACUUAACAGGGGACUUAUCAGUGGGAAUCGGAAAAUGUAAUCUGUUUUUGGUGAAGCAAGGGUUAUUUUCUGUUGAUAAUUAAGGUAUUGGGGGUAUUGUUGUUUCUUGCUUUUCUAGUCAUGUCCUGGAUUUUCCAUAUUUUCCCCCAGCAUGACAGGAAGGUAAAGUUACAUUGAAAGAGAUGGUAAGCAUCCAUGAAAAUGAUACUGAACUAUUUUUUUAUCGAAUGCAGAUUCUUCUACCACAGAUAAUAUGGUGUAUUCUGAGGCACAGUUGUCAGUCUUACAUCCCAUCACGCUGCCCAUAUAAUGUAGUUUCAAAAUGCAGUUUAACUGCAUUGAACUACAUUAUAUAUCAGUGUAGAUGAGGUCUUAGAUUUUCCUCCCUGGCCAGCACCUUCUCACAGAAAAAUCUAAAAUGUUAUUUAUACCAUAGUAAGUAUUUGGAAAUUUUGAAAACAUGCAUGAGAAACACAAAAAAGGCUUUUAGCUUUGCUAGUUUUGCAUAUUUGCUGAAUUCCUAUUCACGUCACUGCAUAAUAUAACAUUUGCAUCUGAUUGCUAAUUCUAUCUAGAACUGACCCAGUGAAUCAGUGGAUUUUACUAUGUAUUGACUCCCCAGUCAAAAAUAGAUUCAGUGGGUUUGCUUUAGCUGGGAGUAACCAGUAGGAUACAGGAUAUGGUGGACAGCUCACAUCUCCUUCUCGGUUUCUCCAGAUGACCUUUCACAAGAAUAUGAUAUGGCAUUAUUUGUUUUGUGUUGUCCAUUCAUGAUACAUAUGCUUGUAGCUGUUUGCAACAGAAGAGGUAAGGAAAUGCUGAGAAGCACGCUGACAUUGUAUCAUGUGUCUGCAUUGACAAAACACUGCCAGGAAGCUCAGGAAAGACAUGCCGACAUAACUGCCAUGCAUUUAAGAUAAACAUUAGUUAGACCAGGAUAGUGUAAAGCAAAAUUGUUACAAAGUUUUAGGUUGUAUGUACCAAAUAAUGGUAAGCACAAACACAGUACAUAUUAGGUUUCCCCUUGACAUCAAGUCUAGUCAAGUCCGUCUCUGAGGGGUGGUGCUCAUCUCUAUUUCUAAGCCGAAGAGUUGGUGUUGUCCGUAGAUGCCUCCAAAGUCAUGUGUCCAGCAUGACUGCAUGGAGCACCGUUACCUUCCCACUGGAGCGGUACAUAUUGAUCUACUCACAUUUGCAUGUUUUCGAACUGCUAGUGUGGCAGAAGCUGGGGCUAACAGCGGGAGCUCACGCUGCUCCCCGGAUUUGAACUGCCAACCUUUCAGCCAGCAAAUUCAGCAGCUCAGCGAUUCAACCCACUGCGCCACUGCGGGCUCCACAUAGUACAGGUUGAGCAUCCAAAUUACUCCAAAAACUAGUAUCUUCCACAUGGGUGACUGUUACAGUGACACCUUUGUUUUCUGAUUAUUCAAUAUACACAAACUUUGUCAUGCACAAAAUUAUUUAAAAUAUUGAAUUAAAUUACCUUUAAGCUAUGGGCACAUAUUGUAUUGUAUAUGAAACAUACAUGCAUUUUGUAUUAAGGUUUGGGCCCUAUAUUCAUUGUGUACACAUAUACAAAUACAAGUAUUCCAAAAUCCUAAAAAAAUCUGAAUCUCAACAUACCUCUGAUCCAAAGCAUUUCAGAUAAUGGAUCCCCAACCAGGAUACAAUUGCAGCCAUCGUGAUUUAGUUGGAGAAAAAUAAAUCGGAUUUCUAUUUGUUGGUAGGGAUAUAUCCUAAAUAUUUACAAGUGUUUCAGCCUCAUUCCAUAUCUGAUCCAAAUCUGUUUGCUCAAAGGAUUUCUUUGGGACCAAGUUUGAUAACAUGGAUACAUAACUGCAUAGCCAUAUAGAGAGGCAGGUACAGCAAUGUGGAAUUGGUGGUUUUCUCAUGGUUCUGUCCUACCUUUAUUUAUAAAAGGUAAGGAAUGGGCAGGUAUCCAUACAAAGGUAGACACUAUCACUCCGCCUAAUUUCAACAGUAAAUAGUACCAUGCUUAUUGGUUUUCUUAGAACAACGCAUAUGAUGCUCAUGUAUCACAAUCACUGCUAUGCAAGCCUUGGUCUGUAGUGAAAAAGAGAUGGUUCAAAUUUUAAAAACAGGGCUGCCAUAUCUUUUUUUAACCAACCACUCUAAUGGCAAAUAGCUCAAACUCAUAGAGAAUUAAAGGAUGAUUUAGUAAAGCUGAGUAAAGCUUAAGACAUAGUUAUUCCUCUUUAGUCAGAUCAUGUUUACAUAUGAGGCUUACAUGUUAUUAUGUAGUGAUUUCAUUCCCAAAAUGGAAAUGUAAAAGACAGUGUUCUGCGGAGAUAUUUUGGAUGGCUCGAAAGGCUCUACCAUCUCAAUAUUAUUGUUGUAUAUGGUUAAAGUGCUGGCAUAUUACAAUUGCAGGAUUUGGAUGUGUUGAACAUAUCUGAUCCUAAAAGGCCUCAUGCAGGAACUAUAUGUUAAUAAGCCAUUUAGUUAAUACCUAUAGGGAACAGCCACCAAACACCAAAUGAUGAACUUCAUAGCAAGCUUAUGUUCUUUCUACAUACUUGAAUUUACAGCAUAAUUCACAUUAAGGGAAGGCAGACUGGGAAAGCUUGAGGCCUGAUAUUGACUAUGGAUUGCCUGCAUGGAAUGCAGUGUUAAUACUAAUAUAUAUAUGAUAAAAUAUUAAUAAGUUGUACUUUGGAGGGUUGCUUUGGUUUUCACAAUAAAAAUUGCAAAGUCAA
Anolis sagrei ordinatus is the source of this 5652-nucleotide messenger RNA. RefSeq names its product plexin domain containing 1 (gene PLXDC1). NCBI's taxonomy places the organism in Eukaryota, Metazoa, Chordata, Lepidosauria, Squamata, Anolidae. The record is from RefSeq and is a predicted model, not a curated record.